GACUGCGGACACGGUACAGGAGAUGACCGGAGACUGCGGACACGGUACAGGAGAUGACCGGAGACUGCGGACACGGUACAGGAGAUGACCGGAGACUGCGGACACGGUACAGGAGAUGACCGGAGACUGCGGACACGGUACAGGAGAUGACCGGAGACUGCGGACACGGUACAGGAGAUGACCGGAGACUGCGGACACGGUACAGGAGAUGACCGGAGACUGCGGACACAGUACAGGGGAUGACCAGAGACUGCGGACAUAAUGCUGGAAAACGUCUGAUUGACACUCCGGAUGGAGCAGCCCAGACAGAACCGGCAGAGAGUGGAGAAAAUACCAGAAAAGGAGACGAGUGCGCCACCUGCUGUCUGAAAAUGAGAACACAAAACAAUCAGAUCCACCAGCAAGGAAUCUGUUAUUGAAAAGGAAAACAUCUCUCCAAACACAACACAG
Messenger RNA from Staurois parvus, 450 nucleotides. Lineage: Eukaryota; Metazoa; Chordata; Amphibia; Anura; Ranidae. The record is from the annotation of a GenBank genome assembly.